UACGUGUGUGUGUUCUGUCACUGCAGUCGCCUUGAUCGGACCAGGCUGCGGAUCACACAGGACUACUAUAGGUGCUCAGUGGGGUUCGAAAAUGGUGAAAAUCAGCACCGUGAAGACCAAGCCGUACACGGACCAGAAGCCCGGCACCAGCGGCCUGAGGAAGAGGGUGACGGUGUUCCAGCAGAACCAGCACUAUGCGGAGAACUUCAUCCAGAGCAUUAUCUCUGUCAUCGAACCUGCCGAACGCCAGGCUGCCACUGUGGUGGUGGGAGGAGAUGGCAGGUUUUUCAUGAAAGACGCCAUUCAGUUGAUCGUCCAGAUUGCUGCUGCCAACGGGAUCGGAAAUUUGGUUAUUGGUCAGAAUGGCAUCAUGUCCACCCCAGCAGUCUCCUGUGUGAUCCGCAAGAUCAAGGCAGUUGGUGGCAUCAUCCUCACAGCCAGCCACAACCCUGGGGGCCCCAAUGGAGAUUUUGGCAUCAAGUACAACAUUGCUAGUGGAGGACCUGCUCCCGAGGGCAUCACAAAUAAAAUUUUUGAAAUCAGCAAAAGCCUGCAGGAGUAUCACAUCUGCCCAGAGCUGAAAGUGGACCUGUCCAAGAUCGGCAAGCAGACAUUUGAAGUGGAAUCCUUCAAACCCUUUACAGUUGAGAUUGUGGAUUCCGUUGAGGCAUACGCAGAGAUGCUGAGGGGCAUAUUUGACUUUGCUGCACUGAAAGAGCUGCUCUCUGGAGCCAGUCACAUCAACGUCCGCCUGGAUGCUAUGCACGGAGUUGUUGGUCCUUAUGUAAAGAAGAUCGUCUGUGAGGAGCUGGGAUCUCCUGCCAACUCCGCUGUCAACUGUGUUCCUCAGGAGGACUUUGGAGGCCACCACCCCGACCCCAACCUGACAUACGCUGCUGAUCUUGUGAGCACCAUGAAAGGAGGAGAGUAUGACUUUGGAGCUGCUUUUGAUGGUGAUGGUGACCGUAACAUGGUUCUUGGCAAACACGGCUUUUUCGUAAACCCUUCCGACUCUGUGGCUGUCAUCGCUGCCAACAUUACCAGCAUCCCCUACUUCCAGAAGACAGGUGUCAAAGGGCUGGCCCGUAGCAUGCCCACCAGUGGCGCCCUGGACAAUGUGGCCAAAGCUCUGCAGAUGCAGCUGUAUGAGACUCCAACAGGCUGGAAGUUCUUUGGGAAUCUUAUGGAUGCUGGAAAACUGUCACUUUGUGGAGAGGAGAGCUUUGGCACAGGCUCAGAUCAUAUCCGUGAGAAGGAUGGUCUGUGGGCGGUGCUUGCGUGGUUGUCAAUCUUGGCCACCAGGAAACAGAGUGUGGAAGACAUCAUGAAGGAUCACUGGCAGAAGUUCGGCAGGAAUUUCUUCACAAGGUAUGACUAUGAGGAGGUUGACUCAGAUGCUGCCAACAAGAUGAUCAAGGAUCUGGAAACAACAAUGUUUGACCCAUCCUUCAAAGGAAAGAAGUUCUCCUCAGGGGAUAAGACUUACGAGGUGGCUAUUGCUGACAACUUUGCCUACACAGACCCUGUUGAUGGCAGCGUUUCCAAAAACCAGGGCCUCAGGAUCAUCUUCUCUGAUGGCUCUAGGAUUAUUUUCCGUCUCAGCGGUACAGGCAGCGCAGGGGCAACCAUCAGGCUCUACAUUGACAGCUACGAGAAGGACCCCCAGAAGAUUUACCAGGACCCACAGGUUAUGCUGGCCCCCCUGGUGGACAUCGCCCUGAAGGUCUCUCAGCUCCAGGAGAGGACUGGACGCACCGGCCCCACUGUGAUCACAUGAUUCCACUGCCACACUGCCUCCACUCACCCUCAGCAACAGGAUACCUCUCCUCUCUUGGGGGUGAAGCGUCCCUUGAAUGCUGUUUUGGCUUCAGUUUUUAGCCUCCUUUUAAAGAAUGCUGGAACAAAAACUGUACCUGACUACGCAAGGCUAAAUCCAAGAAAAUACAUGAGGUAUUCUUGAUUUACACACAACAAAAAAUAAUCCUGUACUGCCAAUUUUUUUUGUAGCAGGCAAAGAGGUAAAUAUGUUGUGUUAAUAUGUUGAUGUCUUCAAACAAGGAAGAAAACUGCCGAAGGGGUCAGAUAGUUCUCACAUUUUGAGUCCAGCCUGUCAUACAAUCACUUGUUUAAGAAGAUUAAUGAUGCUGAUGAAAAAGGUUAGGAAUUCAGAGCAAAUGAUCUCAGCAGUUGCAUAGUUUUUUAAUGUGACUUGAGGAAAACAACAUUUAAAGGCUCCAAAAUUGACUGAAAAACAUCAGUGUUUUAAAGCCUAAUCAUUUAAAUCGAGUGUGCCUCAUGUAAUUUCUGAAAUAGUAUUUAAAUCAUGUUAUUGUACAGUUGCCAAAUGGAUAAAUCAGCAAUCUGGGAAUGGUUUUCACCCCUUCACACUUGUUCCUUACUGACCUGGUGCCUUCCCCAUCCACUUGUCGUCCAAUACACCACAAACAGCCUCUAAACGUGAACCACGAACCACAUCUAAAACUAACAAACACAUCCACCCAAAAUAAAAGUGUUACAAAAAGA
Molecule: messenger RNA, 2523 nt
Organism: Sphaeramia orbicularis (orbiculate cardinalfish)
Lineage: Eukaryota; Metazoa; Chordata; Actinopteri; Kurtiformes; Apogonidae
Gene: pgm1
Product: phosphoglucomutase 1
Exons: 11
Coding region: 92-1777 (561 amino acids)
Biological process (GO): carbohydrate metabolic process
Cellular component (GO): cytosol
Molecular function (GO): magnesium ion binding; phosphoglucomutase activity
Source: RefSeq, a predicted model, not a curated record